Messenger RNA from Saccharomycodes ludwigii, 2004 nucleotides. RefSeq names its product MFS transporter. The transcript has a single exon. Gene Ontology annotation, biological process: transmembrane transport. The coding region runs from base 1 to 2004 and encodes 667 amino acids. Gene Ontology annotation, molecular function: transmembrane transporter activity. NCBI's taxonomy places the organism in Eukaryota, Fungi, Ascomycota, Saccharomycetes, Saccharomycodales, Saccharomycodaceae. The record is from RefSeq and is a predicted model, not a curated record.
AUGGUAGAACCAAUAGCAUCAGUAUCUCUUACUACUACAGAUAACAAUAUAAAUAAAGAAAAAGAAAAAGAAAAAGAAAAAGGAGAGAAAAAAGAAAAAGAUAGCAUUAAAAAUGACAAUGAAUUAAACAAUAAUAAUAAUAAUAACAAUAAUAAUAAUAAUAAUAAUAAUAAUAAUAAUAAUAAUAAUAACAAUAAUAAUAAUAAUAAUAAUAAUAGCAAUAACAAUAAUAACAAUAAUAACAAGCAUAAUGAUCCUGGUAGUGCUGCAUCUUCUUCUUCUUCAGCCUCCUCCUCUCAAGCCUCCUCGUCUUCAUUUAUAGAUUCUGAAAUAAAUGCAUUCGGUAGUCAGGACUUGGAAAACGCCAAGACCCAGGAACAAGAAGCACAACAAGAUGGAACUGACCUGGAACAGGAGGAAACUCGUUUAAAAUUGGUCAAAACUUUCACGUCUGCCCAAAGUGAAACUGAAACCGGUGUCAAUAAACAAUUGAGUAGAAUAUUGACUGGUACAGACAAAGAUCCAGAAGUUUUGAAAGUAGAUUAUACUGGGUUGCCCCAAAUGGGUGGCGGCAGACCAUAUCCACCUGCUCUACCUGACAGAAGUCUAUGGGAAGUCACAUUCGAUGGUCCCGAUGAUCCAUUGCAUCCCUUUAACUGGCCUAUGAAAAAGAAAGCUAUAUUAAGUAUUUUACUAUGUUUGGAUUGUAUUUCCAUUACCAUGGGUUCUUCUAUUUUUGCAAACGCAGUUGUCUCUGUAUCAGAGAUUUAUCAUGUCAAUGAAGUUGUUGGUAUCUUAGGUAUUACCUUGUAUGUUUUAGGUUUUGCUAUCGCGCCAGUUGCCUAUGCUCCCUUAUCGGAAUUGUACGGGAGACAAGGUGUUUUAAUUAUUGCGUCUUUUGGUUUCAGUGUUUUCCAAUUUGCCGUGGCCACUGGUGAAAAUCUUCAAACUAUUUUGAUUUGUAGGUUUUUCUCCGGUGCUCUAGGUGCAGCACCAUUGGCCGUUGUUCCUGCUGCUAUGAGUGAUAUGUUUGACAAUACCCAGAGAGGUACAGCAAUUACGCUAUUUACUUUGGGUGUUUUUGUGGGUCCCAUUCUAGCACCAGUUUAUGGUUCAUAUAUGGUUCAGCACACCACUUGGAGAUGGUUGGAAUAUGUUACUGGUAUUUUUGGCUCAGCAAUUUUCGUUGCAGUUGCUCUGUUUUAUGAAGAAACUCACCACCCGAUUAUUCUAUGUAGAAAAGCAUCCAUGAUGAGAAAGAAAUCUGGGAACUGGGGGAUCUUUGCUGCCCAUGAAAAUGCAGAGUUAUCAAUCAGUGAUAUUGUUAGUAAAACCAUGACUAGACCCAUUAAGAUGUUAUUAACUGAGCCAAUUCUAUUCUUACUUUCUAUUUACAAUUCUUUUGUUUAUGGUAUUUUGUACUUGUUAUUAGAAGCUUAUCCAAUUGUAUUUGUGGAAGGUUAUGGUUUCUUAAAAAAUGGUGAGUUGCCAUAUAUUGCUUUAAUUAUCGGAAUUCUUUUUGCUGCAUUAUACAUUAUUUACAUGGAACGAGAUUAUAUUAGAAAGGUUAAAGCCAAUUCUGGUAAACCUGUACCUGAAGCUAGACUAUUACCGAUGAUGUUUGCUGGUGUUGUGUUUCCUAUCGGUAUCUUGUGGUUCUGUUGGACAGGUAACUAUCACCAUAAAAUUCAUUUUAUGUGUCCAACAGUUGCCGGUAGUUUUAUUGGGUUUGGUUUGAUGGGGAUCUUUUUACCAUCGUUUAACUACAUUAUUGAUUCCUAUUUAUUUUUAGCUGCCUCUGCCAUUGCUGGGAAUACAUUUAUGAGAUCUUGUUUUGGGGCUGCAUUUCCCUUGUUUGCUGGGUUUAUGUUUAGAAAUAUGGGGACCAACUGGGCUGGUUUGUUAUUAGGGUUGUUUGCAGCCGCUUUAGCUCCAGUUCCGUUCUUAUUUUAUAGAUAUGGUAAGAAAUUGAGACAAAAAUCCAAGUACGCUUUUGUUCUUUGA